Molecule: messenger RNA, 3681 nt
Organism: Brienomyrus brachyistius
Lineage: Eukaryota; Metazoa; Chordata; Actinopteri; Osteoglossiformes; Mormyridae
Gene: ncapg
Product: non-SMC condensin I complex, subunit G
Exons: 23
Coding region: 203-3310 (1035 amino acids)
Biological process (GO): mitotic chromosome condensation
Cellular component (GO): condensed chromosome; condensin complex; cytoplasm
Molecular function (GO): protein binding
Source: RefSeq, a predicted model, not a curated record
ACGAGCGAGAGAAAGCGAGAGCGAGGGGAACUAUCGCGAGAGAUCUCGCGAGAAUACAUUUCAAAACUGGCGCCGUUAGUCAAAACACUUUGGGAAUACAGACCGUUUGCUUAGUCAACCAGAAGUAAGACUUCUCGGCACGGAAACUUUGACAGCAUUAUCUGUUCGCGACGCGAUCCUAACUCCCAGGACGGAGGGGAAGAUGACGGCCGAUGCGGAACUGGAGAUUAAGGAGGCGUUUCUGAGGGCGCAGAAAAGCCACAGUAAUAAAGCCAAACUCGUGGUCGCUUUGAAAAACAGAUACAACAAGCUUGAGGACAAAACCCUCUUCCACGAGCAGUUUAUUCAUUACCUGAAGUAUGCCAUGAUUGUCUACAAAAGAGAACCUGCCGUUGAGAAUGUUAUUGAAUUUGUGGCCAAGUUUGCUACAAGUUUUGAGGUUCCUGUGGACAAUGAGGCUGCGGAAGAUGAUGAUGAAGAGGAGGAAGAAAAUAUUUUUUUAAAUUAUCUCUUUAAUUUUCUGCUGAAGUCUCACAGUGCCAGCAGCCAUGCAGUGCGCUUUCGUGUUUGUCAUCUCAUUAACAAACUGCUGGGGAGCAUGGCUGAGAAUGCCCAGAUUGACGACGACCUCUUCGAUCGCAUACACGAGGCGAUGUUGAUCCGAGUAACUGACAAAUUCCCCAAUGUCAGGAUCCAGGCUGCUCUGGCCAUGGCAAGAUUGCAGGAGCCUCAGAAUGACGAAUGUCCCACUAUAAAAGCCUACAUCAUGAUUCUUGACAAUGACACUAACUCUGAAGUGAGACGGGCGGUGCUGUCUUGCAUAGCUCCAUGUGCUCAGACCCUUCCCAAAAUUAUGCGGCGAACCAGAGAUGUGAAGGAGGCCGUGAGAAAGCUGGCGUACCAGGUCCUUGCCGAGAAGGUGCACGUAAGAGCACUGUCCAUCGCGCAGCGAGUCAAUCUCCUGCGACAGGGGCUUAACGAUGUCUCAGAGGCGGUGAAGGAGGUCGUGCAGAAGAUGCUGCUGCCGGCCUGGCUCCGGCUUCUGCAGGGCGACGUGCUGGAGCUGCUGCACAGGCUGGACGUGGAGGACUGCUCCGAGGUGGCUAUUUCAGCCCUCAACUGCAUCUUCAGUCUGUCGUCACCUGGAGACCUGCUGCAGGACCGCAUCAACCUUGACAGCAGGAAACUGAUGCCAGUGGAAACGCUCACGUGUGAGAAUGUUCUGUACUGGAGGGCGCUGUGUGAAUUCACCAAGUCUAAAGGAGACGAGGGGGAGGAGAUGCUGGAGCAGCUUCUCCCCGAGGCUGCCAUCUUCGCAGAAUACCUCUAUGGGUACUUGAAGAGCAUCCCAAUGCUAAGUGAAGAAAACAGGGCGGAUUUUUCUCAGGUGGAGGUGGUCAUGACAAAGGAGUUCAUAGGUCAGCAGCUGAUCCUCUUAGUGGGCUGCCUGGAUACAGCUGAAGAAGGUGGAAGGAAGAGGGUGCUAGCUGUGUUGCAGGAGAUGCUUGUCCUACCCAACACCCCCACCUCUCUUGUGUCUUUGCUGGUGGAAAAGCUGGUCACUGUCCUUAACGAUGAUGAGAAAAGGAUACAAGUUGUUGCAGAAAUAAUCUCUGAUGUUCGUGAACCAAUUAUGCCAGUCUGUAGUGCUGUUGAUGAAAACGAAAUCAGGAGAAGGCAAGUUAGGCUUGCAGAGGUCAAGGUUAAGAUUUUUGAAGCCAAACAGGCACUUGAGGAAUGCAUUGCUUCUCAAGAAUUCAGCCGUGCUUCAGAACUGAAGGAUUCAAUCACUGAGUUGGAAAACCUGAAGAAUCAGCUAAUGAAAGAAGCAGAGAUGCCCGAGGUGAAAGAAGUUCGCGUAGAGAAGCUUCCGCUUUCAGAACAUGAAGUGUGUUCCUCUUUGGCUUUGAGAUAUGAGCAAGAAUCCGAAAGAGAUAUGAAGAAUGACCCAGAGACCUUGUUGAAAUGCCUGACAAUGUGUGCUGAGCUGCUGAAGCAGAUGUCAAUUAAGAAAGGCAUUGGACCCACAAUGAAUGGCAUCCUUGAAACCUUGAUCUUGCCAGGCAUUGCCUGUGCCUUUCCUGCAGUGCGCAACAUGGCUGUUAUCUGCCUGGGCACUUGUGCUCUCCACAGCAAGGAUCUUGCAAAUCGGCAUCUGGUACUUCUGCUGCAGAUCGCGCAGCUGGAUGAGCCAAAGAUCAGAAUAAGUGCCCUGGGAGCUGUAAUCGACCAACUGCUGCUCAGUGGCCUGGAGGUAGUCAAGCAAAAGUCCAUUUCUACCCCAGCAGAUCAUUCUGGUUCUGAAGACGGUGAUGCCGAAAAAGGAGAAACAGGGGAUGAUGUGAAAGAACGCGAUGACGAGCAAGACACGAUCCAGAGCAUUCUGCUGAUGUUCUCCGAGUUUCUUGACAGCGAGAUACCAGAGCUGAGAACAGAGGCUGCAGAGGGUCUGGCCAAACUGAUGUAUUGUGGAAGGCUUUCCAGCACUAAGCUUCUCUCCCGGCUCAUUCUCCUGUGGUACAACCCUGUCACCGAGGAUGACACCCGUCUUCGCCACUGCCUGGGGGUCUUUUUCCAGCUGUACUCCCGUGAAAGCAGAGCGCAUCAAGAGUGCCUUGAGGAAAGUUUCCUGCCAACUUUGCAGACUCUGUUAAACGCACCUGCCACAUCACCCCUAGCUGAAGUGGACAUCUCAAAUGUAGCCGAACUUUUCAUUGAACUGACGAGACCCAGUGCCUUAAUUAAUCCCAAUAGAAGCUCUAAUUUUCAAGAUAUCUCGGUCCAUGACUGCUUGGCAGUUCGUCUCUGCAAUGAAAUUUUGAAGGACCCCACCGCACCUGAGGGGCGGUUAUACGCGAAGUGUCUUACCACUCUGGAACUCGGCACCGAAGACUGCACAUCAAAGAAGGACCUGCAACUGCUCCUGGAUGAAGUCUGCCAGAACGUAAAGGACAAAGUAUGUCUGAGGGCAAUUGAAAAAGUUAUAUGCCAACUUAAUGGAGGAUCUAAGGGCAAGACAUCAGUGACUCGGGAUGAGCUGUCUGCAGUUCACACACCAGAUGAAACCAAUCAAGAGGCUGAAAAUUGUGAAGAGGAAACAAAGUCCACUAAACGACCAAAAAGAGGACAACGGACGACCACUGCCAAAACGGCAAAGAAAGGAAGUAAAGCAAAGGAGACGUCGGACAGUGAUGGGGAGAAGACACCAGAGGCAGCUCCUGCCCCCCGGGCAUCUCGUCGGGCAAAGAUGGCAGCAAUGGAAAAAACCAAAAUGGACCUAAGCGUUCUGAUGAACAGAGAAGCAAAUUGAUAUCUAGAGUGAAAGAUGUCAUUGUUUUAUUCAUCCUUCAAGUUUAAUAAAGACAAUGCUCAUUUUAACAGUUCAGUAAUGAUUUUUGAAAAGCUUAUUUUACUAGUUUUGUUUUUAUUUACAAGUUUCUAUUAAAGGUGUGCAUAAGUCAUUGAGAAUUACAUGUGGUAAAUUAAAUCUGCAUUAAAAAUAUAUAUAUACACAUACAUAUCUCCCCAUAAGGUUGCAUUAGAAUUGGAGAAUGAGCACAGCAGCCCAGUUCUGGAUUUGAAGGAUCGACUCUAUAUUCAAUAACAAUGUUCUGUGGAAUUAUUGCAUUGAACCUGUAAUCUCAUCUUUCCAUAUAUUAAACUGUCCUUGAAAUAAACUAA